This is a messenger RNA of Lontra canadensis (Northern American river otter), 1551 nucleotides long. It is a transcript of the gene SRBD1, whose product is annotated as S1 RNA binding domain 1. NCBI's taxonomy places the organism in Eukaryota, Metazoa, Chordata, Mammalia, Carnivora, Mustelidae. The coding region runs from base 471 to 950 and encodes 159 amino acids. The record is from RefSeq and is a predicted model, not a curated record. The transcript has 7 exons. Gene Ontology annotation, molecular function: mRNA binding; structural constituent of ribosome. Gene Ontology annotation, biological process: translation.
UGUACCAGCACGAUGUAUCUCAGACUUUACUCAAGGCAACACUGGACAGUGUUGUAGAAGAAUGUGUCAGCUUUGUGGGAGUGGAUAUUAACAUCUGUUCAGAAGUUUUGUUAAGGCACAUUGCAGGACUCAAUGCCAACCGAGCCAAAAAUAUUAUUGAAUGGCGAGAGAAAAAUGGGCCCUUCGUCAAUCGAGAACAGCUGAAGAAAGUGAAAGGUCUGGGUCCAAAAUCUUUCCAACAGUGUGCUGGCUUCAUCAGAAUCAACCAGGAUUAUAUUCGAACAUUUUGCAGUAGUCAGCAAGCUGAAUCUGCUGGUCAAGUUCAGGGAGCUGCUGUGACAUCUUCAGCAGGUGUUGAGGUCACAAAUGAGAAACCGGGCAAGAAGAAGUGCAAAACUGCAGUAAAUGUUGUGCUGAAGCCAAAUCCUUUGGACCAAACUUGUAUUCACCCGGAAUCGUAUGACAUAGCGAUGAGGUUUUUGUCAUUCAUCAAAGGGACACUGCAUGAUAUUGGAAAACCUGAAAUGGAACAAAAAAUAAAUUCAUUCCUUGAAAAGGAAGGAAUAGAGAAAAUUGCAGAAAGUUUGCAAACAACAGUUCACACCUUACAAGUCAUCAUAGAUGGUCUCAGCCAGCCUGAAAGCUUUGACUUUCGAACAGAUUUUGAUAAACCUGAUUUCAAGAGAAGCAUAGUCUGCUUGGAAGACCUGCAGGUUGGGACAGUUCUCACAGGCAAAGUCGAGAAUGCUACUCUGUUUGGAAUUUUUGUAGAUAUAGGAGUGGGGAGAUCAGGGCUGAUUCCCAUACGAAAUGUAACAGAAGCAAAACUUUCUAAAACAAAGAAGAGAAGGAGUCUUGGACUGGGCCCUGGAGAAAGAGUGGAAGUCCAAGUACUCAACAUUGACAUCCCCCGAUCGAGGAUUACUCUGGACCUCAUUCGGGUGUUGUGAGUGUCGCACUAAAGCUCAAACACUGAUUUUAUUUUCUCAUUUCUAGAGAUGGGCAAGAAUAAGUCAGGUGUUUGUGACUUCUAGGUAGCAGAUGAGAAAGGAUUCACUCAAUAUCAAAAGUAUAUUUCAAACACUUUCCUUACUUUUCCUUCUGAACAAGUAGGAAACUAGCAGCUCAAUUUCUUUUCCCCUUAAAGAAAAUAACUAAUAGACAUCCUCAUGUGGUUUUAUUUAGUAAUGAUUUUCUGACCCAAAUUUUAUUUUUUGUACUUCAUCUUCGACUCCUUUUGCAUUUUGUAUAAGAUUGUCGUUUCAUUUCUACUUGCCAGCUUGCCUUGCUGGACUUGUAUGGAAUUGUUUUCUUGAUUUGAAUUGUACAAUGUUUCUUGAUGUAGGGCAGGCAGUGGUUAGCCCUCCCUUUUUACAGAUUUUUUUAAUCAGGACUUUUGAACUUGAUUCAUGAUUUUCUCUUGACAAGCAAAUAAAAAAGAUGCCAAUUAGAUAGGUCCUGAUGUGUAUGUAACCAUCAAGUGAAUGGUGCAGAACAUUUCCAAGAAGUUUAUAUGUGUUGAUCCCUACAAUAAAGUUCUGUGGAUAGUGA